Messenger RNA from Zootoca vivipara (common lizard), 10463 nucleotides. RefSeq lists its product as uncharacterized. NCBI's taxonomy places the organism in Eukaryota, Metazoa, Chordata, Lepidosauria, Squamata, Lacertidae. Gene Ontology annotation, molecular function: RNA polymerase II cis-regulatory region sequence-specific DNA binding; DNA-binding transcription factor activity, RNA polymerase II-specific. The record is from RefSeq and is a predicted model, not a curated record. Gene Ontology annotation, biological process: regulation of transcription by RNA polymerase II.
CCCUAAAGCAGUCUGGUGCCACAUUGCGUAGGACUUACUGUAACACACACUACAUGGGGCUGCCUUUGAAAAGCGCUCAGAAACUUCAACUGCCUGGAAGAGCUACAGACACAGCUGACCAGGGCUGGCUAUAGGCAGCAUAAAGGUAAAGGUACCCCUGAACAUUAGGUAGAGUGGUGGAUGACUCUGGGGUUGUGGCGCUCAUCUCGCUCUAUAGGCUGAGGGAGCCGUCGUUUGUCCGCAUACAUCUUCUGUGUCAUGUGGCCAGCAUGACUAAGUCUUUCUGGCAAAACCAGAGCAGCACCCAGAAACGCCAUUUACCUUCCUGCUGGAGCUGGGACCAGACAUUGGGAGCUCACCCCAUCAGGGGAUUCGAACUGCCAACCUUCUGAUCGGCAAGCCCUAGACCAGGCAUCCCCAAACUUGGCCCUCCAGACUAAAAUUCCCAUCAUCCCUGACCACUGGUCCUGUUGGCUAGGGAUGAUGGGAGUUGUAGUCCCAAAACAUCUGGAGGGCUGAGUUUGGGAUGCCUGCCCUAGACUCUGUGGUUUAGACCACAGCACCACCCGCGACCCUAAAAAGGUUAUGCAUCUAUUUGUGGGGUAUGUCAUAGAAUCAAAGAAUUGUCAAGCUGGAAGGGUUAUUUAGCUCAACUUCCAUUAAUCGUAAAGGUAGUAACCCAUCCAAUUUGAAACCACACCAGAUCCUGCUUAGCUUCGCAAGCAUGCCAGCAGUUUUAUUGCUACACCACUAGGAGUUGCUAUAGUAAUAAAAUGUUGUGUUUUUCUGGUCCUCACUCAAACAUGGUGUGUGUGUGUUUGUGUGUGUGUGUGUGUGUGUGUGCGUGUGCGUGCGUGCAUCCUUCUCCUUGUGCUUUUGGUUAUUUUGGGGGAGGGGGAGGGGGAGGAGUAUGAAGUCCAGAAUCCUUCCCCUCCUCUGCUGAACGGAGGCAGGAGAGAGGCAGCAGAGGACAAAGCAGGAAAAGACAGACCCUCCAAGUGUCACUAUCUUCUAGGGAUGUCCCUGAUUUAGAGAAUCCAUCUGGUUUCUGAUUUGAUCCCAGAAUGUCCCGGUUCUCCUUAGGAUGUCCCUAUUUUCAUUGAAGAAAUGUUGGAGGAUAUGGAGUUAUCCCACCCCUGGGCCCUCUGAAGGCAAUCCUGUAUAGGAAAGAUUUUUAAUGUUUUAUUAUGUUUUUUUAUAUAUGUUGGAAGCUGCCCAGAGUGGCUGGGGCAACAUAAUAAGAUGUGUGGUGUAUAAAUAGUAAAAUUAUCUUUAUGGGACAGAGAGUGGCAUCGUCCCAGCUUCCUGAAAUUUCCGGAAUUUUUAAGGAUGAGGAUUUAGAAACCAGUGACUGCACACCUGAUCACAAGGAGACUUAUUAGUAGAACAUUAUGGAUAGUGUAUAAAAUGCCAGAUAUAUUUCAAUGAAGCAGCUUUCUAAACAAAACCCACUGAUUGGAAAAGACACAGUAGGGUAUAGAAAAGUGAACGGUUGUUUGUUUUGCUUUCAAAAGAUUUUUUUUAAACCAUUGGAGUACUGUGUACACAAUUUCAGGGUAACAUUACACUUUAUUUCCACUUUUUCACAUGAGGCUCUAACUCACAACCCUGAUCAUUAAGCAUCUCACGCUCUACCUACUGAGCUACUACAGGCUUAGCUAUUUGUGUACAGGGGAUACAGAUUGUGGCCUUUGAAGACCCCUAGAGAAGGUUGCCAAAAGCUUGUUCCCUGCUUCUCCAGAGGUAGGAAUGGAACAGAUCUUAUAAGCUUAAUCAAUUUGCCCCGACAGUUAAGAGCAGAACCUCCAGGAUCAGAAGCAGCGGGCUGCAAAUACCAGGGCAGGGGAAGCAGCAGGGCAGUCUCGCCGCCUGCACGAUGCAUUCGCCUUGCAAGGGGGCGGGGCGCAUCCAGACAUGCAGCCUCCUAUGGCCCAACCCACAGCCAGCGAGCUCCGAUGCUCAGAGAGACAGGAAACGGGACCAUCCAGGGGGACUCGAGAGCGGCUGCACUUUCCUGUCCCCCCGCCGAGGAGAGCGGAGGAGCAGCGGGCAGUGGCCUGGCGAGUUUCCACGAGAGGAGGCGGAUUCCGGUGCAGGGACGGAGCGAGGAGUCAGAGCAGGGUGGGGUAAAUUGGACGAGCAGGGACCGAGGAGACUCAUUUGAAGGGAGAGCCUGGAAUCCAAAGGAAAAAGAUCUCCUGCAGGCCAAGUUGAGACAUUCAUGGAUCUUCUGCCUCCGUCAGAUUUAUGUCAAAUUAAGCAGGAGCCAGAGGAGGGGCAGCCACAGCAGCACUGGGAUGCCCAGUGUCAAGAUUUCCGGAAGACGAUGCACCCCCCUUCUUCAAGGGGGGAAACCCCACAGGCUCCCAGUCCUCCCCACUCCAGGGAUGGUGUCCUCCUGGCCUCCUUCAGGGGAGCUGCAGAUGACAGCCGGUGGCCCAGCGGGAGAGCAGGGGGGACAGACCAGACCCUGCUCCCAGACACUGAGGGGCUUCUAGGAAAGGAAUCGUGGCCUGUGGAUGAUGUGGUUAUCAAGUCCCCAAAGCCCGAGCAGGAUCCCUUGGACACAGAGAACAUUCAUCUCUCUGCAAAGGCUGAGGGAGAGAGUGAAGAAGAGGCCAGCUUUCUGGGUGAGGAAGAUGACAAUCAGAAUUCUAUGGAACCAUCUGUAAAUUCAUUAGGAAGAACAAAGAAACAAUUUAAAUGCAUGGGAUUAGGGAUGUGCUUUAGUCUCAAUGGAAGACUGCGGAUACAUGAACGAACUCACACAGGGGAGAAACCAUUUAAAUGUAUUGAAUGUGGAAAGAGCUUCAGUGGAAGUGGAGCAUGUAGAAUACACCAACGAACUCACACAGGGGAGAAACCAUUUAAAUGUAUUGAAUGUGGAAUGAGCUUUAAUGAAAGUGGAAAUUUUAGGAGACAUCAACGAACUCACACGGGGGAUAAACGAUUUGAAUGUAUUGAAUGUGGAAAGAGCUUCAGUAGAAACGAAACCCUUAGAAUACAUCAACGAGUUCACACGGGGGAGAAACCAUUUAAAUGCAUUGAAUGUGGAAAUAGCUUCAGUAGUAGUGGAAAACUUAGAAUACACCAACAAACUCACACGGGGGAGAAACCAUUUGAAUGUAUGGAAUGCAGUAAGAGUUUCAGUAGAAGUGGAACACUUAGAAGACAUCAGCGAACUCACACAGGGGAUAAACCAUUUAAAUGCAUUGAAUGUGGAAUCAGCUUCAGUCAAAACGGAAACCUUAGAAGACACCAACAAACUCACACAGGGGAGAAACCGCUUAAAUGUAUUGAAAGUGGAAACAGCUUUAGUAAAAGUGAAACACUUAGAAUACAUCAACAAACUCACAUGGGGGAGAAACCGUUUAAAUGUAUUGAAUGUGGAAAGAGCUUCAGUAGAAGUGGAGGACUUAGAAUGCAUCAACGAAAUCACACAGGGGAGAAACCAUUUGAAUGUAUUGAAUGUGGAAAGACCUUCAGUCACAGUGGAGCGCUUAGAAUACAUCAACGAACGCAUACGGGGGACAACCCAUUUGAAUGUAUUGAAUGUGGAAAUAGAUACAGUAGUACUGGAAAACUUAGAAAACACCAACGAACUCACACGGGGAAUAAACUAUUUGAAUGUAUUGAAUGUGGAAAGAGCUUCAGUGGAAGUGGAGCACUUAGAAUACACCAACGAACUCACACAGGGGAAAAACCAUUUAAAUGUAUUGAAUGUGGAAAGAGCUUCAGUCAAAAUGGACACCUUAGAAUACAUCAGCGAACUCACAGAGGGGAGAAACCAAUUCAAUGUAUUGAGUGUGGAAAGACCUACAGUCAAAAUGGAGCACUUAGAAUACACCAACGAACUCACACAGAGGAGAAACCGUUUAGGUGUAUUGAAUGUGGAAAGAGCUUCAGUAAAAGUGAAACACUUAGAAUACACCAACAAACUCACACGGGGGAGAAACCAUUUAAAUGUAUUGAAUGUGGAAAUAGAUUCAAUAGAAGUGAAACACUUAGAAGACAUCAACGAACUCACACAGGUGAGAAACCAUUUGAAUGUAUUGAAUGUGGAAAGAGCUUCAGUUACAGUGGAGACCUUAGAAAACAUCAGCGAACUCACACAGGGGAGAAACCAUUUAAAUGUAUUGAGUGUGGAAAGAGCUUCAGUGAAAGUGGAGCUCUUAGAAAACAUCAACGAACUCACACGGGGGAGAAACCAUUUAAAUGUAUUGAAUGUGGAAAGAGCUACAGUCAAAAUGGAGCACUUAGAAUACAUCAACGAACUCACACAGGGGAGAAACCAUUUAAAUGCAUUGAAUGUGGAAAGAGCUACAGUCAAAAUGGAGCACUUAGAAAACACCAACGAACUCACAUGGGGGAGAAACCGUUUAAGUGUAUUGAAUGUGGAAAGAGCUUCAGUAAAAGUGAAACACUUAGAAUACACCAACAAACUCACAAGGGGGAGAAACCAUUUAAAUGCAUUGAAUGUGGAAAUAGCUUCAGUAGAAGUGGAACACUUAGAAGACAUCAACGAACUCACACAGGGGAGAAACCAUUUGAAUGUAUUGAAUGUGGAAAGAGCUUCAGUUACAGUGGAGACCUUAGAAGACAUCAGCGAACUCACACAGGGGAGAAACCAUUUAAAUGUAUUGAAUGUGGAAAGAGCUUCAGUGAAAGUGGAACACUUAGAAGACAUCAACAAACUCACACGAGGUAUAAACCAUUUAAAUGUAUUUAAUGUGGAAAUCGAUUCCGUGAAAGUGGAGCACUUAGAAUACAUCAACGAACUCACACAGGGGAGAAACCAUUUAAAUGCAUUGAAUGUGGAAAUAACUUCAGUCAAAGUGAAACACUUAGAAUACACCAACAAACUCACAAGGGGGAGAAACAAUUUAAAUGUAUUGAAUGUGGAAAAAGUUUCAGCAGGAACGAAAACCUUAGAAUACAUCAACAAACUCACACAGGGGAUAAACCAUUUAAAUUUAUUGAAUGUGGGAAGAGUUUCAGUCAAAGUGGAGCACGUAGGAGACAUUAACAAACUCACACCGGGGAGAAACCAUUUAGAUUUAUUGAAUGUGGAAAAAGCUUCAGUGGAAGUGGAGCACUUAGAAUACAUGAAUUAACAGAAGAAAUCCAGAUACAAUGGGGAACUAAACAGAGCUGUCCUCUCUCCCCCUUUUAUUUUUUUUAUGUCUAGAAUUUUUGUUUAAAAAUUUGAGGGAGGAGGGAAUGAUCAAAGGAAUCACAGUUGGAAAAGAUGUCCAUAAAUAAAAGGCAUUUGCCAAUGACGUUAUACUUACAUUGGAAGAGCCAGGAAAAGCAUACCUCAGGCAUUGAAGAAAAUUAGAGAAUUUGGAGAAAAAGCAGGGUUUAAUGUAAAUAAAGAUAAAACGAACAUAAUAGUAAAAAAAUUAAGAAAAGAGUUAAAUUACAAGAAAAAGUAGGCCUGAAAGUAGUAAAUAAGGCUAAAUAUUUGGGGAUUUGGAUUUCUAAUAAUACUAAGGAUUUGGUGAAAGAUAAUUAUAUAAAAAUCUGGAAUAGUGUGAAAAAAGAUUUAGAAAUAUGGAAAGGAUUAAAUCUAUCACUCCUAGGUAGAAUAGCAACUAUUAAAAUUAACAUUUUACCCAGAAUGUUGUUUAUGUUUCAAAUGUUGCCAAUCCUGGGGAUGGGAAACAAAAUCUUCAAACAAUGGAAUAAGGAUUUAAUAAAAAUCAUUUGGAAUAAUAAACCAGCCAGAAUAAAAUUUAAAUUGUUAACUGACAUAAAGGAGAGAGGUGGACUGGGGCUUCCAAAUUUAAAUAUAUACCAUGAUGCCGCUUGUUUUCUUUGGAUAAAAGAAUGGGUCACCCUGGAGAAUCACGAAUUAUUAGAUUUAGAAGGAUUUGAAAAUACGUUUGGUUGGCAUUCCUACUUGGUAGACGGAAAAAUAAAGGUACAUAAAGGGUUCAAUAGUCACAUUAUAAAAAAAUCAUUGAUAAAAGUGUGGGGAAAACAUAAACGUCUGUUGGAACCCAAGACCCCAAAAUGGCUGUCACCAGUAGAGAUAAUAACAGUGAAAAGAUUAAACACUAAAGGAUACUGGACAAAAUAUAAAGAAUUAAUAGAAGAAGAAGAAGAAGAAGAAGAAGAAGAAGAAGAAGAAGAAGAAGAAGAAGAAGAAGAAGAAGAAGAAGAAGAAGAAGAAGGAAAAUUUAAAUUAAAAAACUAUGACGAUAUUAAACAAUAUCUAACAGGGUGGCUCCAAUACUAUCAAAUAUAUAGCAGAUUCCAGGAGGACAACAAGAAAAAAGGGUUUAUAACGGAACAAUCUCUAUUGGAACUCCUACAGAGUGAACAGAAAACCUUUUCAAAAAUGUACAACACUUUUUGGAGUGGGAUGUUAAAGAUGAAACUGUUAAGGAGACAAUGACGAAAUGGGCAAUGGAGUUAGGGAAACGAAUAGAGAUGGAUAGAUGGGAAAGACUCUGGAAAGUAAUGUGGAAAUUUCCGGCGUCAGAAGGAAUUAGAGAAAAAUUAAUUAAAAUGUUUUAUAAAUGGUAUCUGACGCCAGUAAAAAUUCAUAAAAUGUAUAAAACUAAAGAUAAUUGUUGGAGGUGUCAAAAGGAAAUGGGAGCAUUCCUACAUAUAUGGUGGAAUUGCGCAAUGAUAAAGCCGUUUUGGAUCGGGAUAUUAGAAGAAUUAAAGAAAAUAUUUAAAUAUAAUACAAAAAAACUCCAGAGUCUUUCCUAUUAGGAAUGAUUGAUGAAGAGCUAGAUAAAAAAGAUGAAAAGGUAUUUUUGUAUUUGGUGGCGGCAGCAAGAAUUUUAAUUGCUAAAUUAUGGAAAAAACAGGAAGUUCCUACCGUCAGAGACUGGCAAGAGAAGGUAAUUAGCUAUAUUGAUCUGGACAAAUUGACAAAUUCGAUCAGGGGUGGUUCAAAUAAAAAAAAUGAUAAUGAUAAUAAUUGGGGAAAAUUUGGAAUAUAUUUGAAAGGACUUUGUUUUAAAGCAAAUAUUCUGUAGAAUUCCCAUGAUGAAAUUGAAGGGAAGCAGUAUGAAAGUAAAUAAAUUUGUAGCCUGGGAUAAAGAUAAGGGGAAGUCGAUGUGUAAUGGACGAUGUAAAGUACUGGAUUAUUGGAAUGAAGAUGUAUAAGUAAAGCAGAUCGAAGUAAGGUAUAAAGUAGGGUAGGUUUUAGUUGAAUUUGUAUUUGUUUGUGUAUAUAUUUUGUUUGCAUUCUAUAUUGAUGUUUUGUUUUAAAUUUGUUUUUUAAGUUUAAUAAAGGUAUUUUUUAAAAAGAAUAAAAUACAUAAAUGAACUCACACAGGGGAGAAACCAUUUAAAUGUAUUGAAUGUGGAAAAAGCUUCAGUGGAAGUGGAGAACUAAGAAGACAUCAAAAAACUCACAAGGGGCAUAAACCAUUUAAAUGUAUUUAAUGUGGAAAUAGCUUCCGUGAAAGCACUUAGAUUACACUUAGAUUACAUCAACAAACUCACACAAGGGAGAAAGCAUUUAAAUGCAUUGAAUGUGGAAAUAACUUCAGUAAAAGUGGAGUACUUAGAAGACAUCAACAAACUCACACGGGGGAUAAACCAUUUAAAUGUAUUGAAUGUGGUAAGAGCUUCAGUCAACCAUUCAGUGGCUUUGUAACUGGCUGACUGACCAAUGCCAAAGGGUGCUCAUCAAUGGCUCCUCCUCAUCCUGGAGAGUAGUGACUAGUGGGGUGCCACAGAGUUCUGUCUUGGGCCCAGUCUUAUUCAACAUCUUUAUCAAUGACUUGGAUGAUGGGCUUGAGGGCAUCAUGAGCAAGUUUGCAGAAGACACCAAAUUGGGAGGAGUGGCUAAUACCCCAGAGAACAGGAUCACACUUCAAAAUGACCUUAACAGAUUAGACAACUGGGCCAAAGCAAACAAGAUGAAUUUUAACAAGGAGAAAUGUAAAGUACUACACUUCGGCAAAAAAAAUGAAAGGCACAAAUACAGGAUGGGUGACACCUGGCUUGAGAGCAGUACAUGUGAAAAGGAUUUAGGAGUCUUGGUAGACCACAAACUUGACAUGAGUCAGCAGUGUGAUGCAGCAGCUAAGAAAGCCAAUGCAAUUCUGGGCUGCAUCAAUAGGAGUAUAGCAUCUAGAUCAGGCAUCCCCAAACUGCGGCCCUCCAGAUGUUUUAGCCUACAACUCCCAUGAUCCCUAGCUAACAGGACCAGUGGUCGGGGAAGAUGGGAAUUGUAGUCCAAAACAUCUGGAGGGCCGAAGUUUGGGGAUGCCUGAUCUAGAUCAAGGGAAGUAAUAGUACCACUGUAUUCUGCUCUGGUCAGUCCUCACCUGGAGUACUGUGUCCAGUUCUGGGCACCACAGUUCAAGAAGGAUACUGACAAGCUGGAAUGUGUCCAGAAGAGGGCAACCAAAAUGGUCAAAGGCCUGGAAACAAUGCCUUAUGAGGAACGGCUUAGGGAGCUAGGUAUGUUUAGCCUGGAGAAGAGAAGGUUAAGAGGUUAAGGGGUGAUAUGAUAGCCAUGUUCAAAUAUAUAAAAGGAUGUCAUAUAGAUAUAUAAAAGGAUGUCAUAUUCUUGGGGGCCAUGCUAUUUAGCAAUCCUCUCUUUUUCAAGAGGUAUCUGAAGACUGUUGAUCUGGAUAGCUUGGAAUCUGGCAUUCUGGACUUGUCCCGCAAUGCUGCGUAUUGCUCAAAGCAGAGAGCUGGAUCCAGAUUUACUGUUUCAGUGCAUCAUUCCCACCUACACUUCCGUGAUUUGUGAAUAUGGCUGGUUUGGGUUCCUUUGGACCAGUUGCUAAUAAUCUACUUUUGCUCUUGUUCAAAAUGGGAUUUUGCUGGUAUUGGGUUUAUUAAACUUUAAUAAAGCACAGACCCCUUUCACUUUCAUUCUCACGUAUUCCACUGUAUAGUUUUGUUGGUUCCCCCACCCCACCCCCGGUCAUUUUGUUUCUUGCAGAGCCCCCCAGUCUUUUGCGAAAGUUUAUUUGUUGUGCAAGAACUCCAAAGCAGCAUUAAUUAUGCAACCUAAAUUUGCCUGUUUUUGACUGAAUCCCACCCUAAAACAGGGAUGCUUUCGAAAUGUCCUUCAUCAGAUGAAUGAAGCAUGAAUGUAAACUUGCAGUUAUAUUUAUCUCUCUAUACACAUGCAUAUAUAUCUUAAUGGGUGGCAAGUAAAAAGAUGUCAGUCAGACAGACAAUGAAAUGCAGAAGGGCAGGUUUCUCAAGUUCUUCCAGCUCAUUUCCAUUUCUGUUGUUGUUUUGCAGCGUAUUUAGUUAAUUUAAAAUCACAAAACAACCAUAAAGAAUCUUGUGGCAGGUUACACCUUUAUUCCAGUUCCACUUGGUGUCAAGGGAGGAGUCCAAGGGAGCAUCUGGAGCCCUGCCAUUCCUUCUGUCCCUGGCCCCUGCCCCUUCCCCUCCUCUCUCCCCUUCUCUCUCGACCAUCCCAGGGCCACUCUUCACUCCCCAGCAGGAGAAGGGAUCUGUCUGUGAUGGUGAGAUGUCCUGUCUGGCUGAAGGACCACUUCCUGUUUCCUGGAGCUCCAUCCUUCUUUCUCAUGCAAGGUGGAGUCAUGAAGCAGGUGAAGGCUGAGCACACCUAAGGACGACACAGAAUGGCGUGGAUUCUGCUCAUCCUUUCCCCUUCUGAAUCAAAAUCCACAAACAAAAAGGGGCAGUUUGGGGGCACAAUCAGUUUUAUGGAGCUGCAUUUAAAGACAUUGUUUCAUGACACUUAAGUGCCCUUUCUCAAAAAACAAUUAAGCAUUAAGCGAAAUGAAACUACAUACAUAUACAUAAACAUAAAAAAUUGUUUAAAUAAUCAUCCCCCCUAAAGCAGUCUGGUGCCACAUUGCGUAGGACUUACUGUAACACACACUACAUGGGGCUGCCUUUGAAAAGCGCUCAGAAACUUCAACUGUCUGGAAGAGCUACAGACACAGCUGACCAGGGCUGGCUAUAGGCAGCAUAAAGGUAAAGAUACCCCUGAACAUUAGGUAGAGUGGUGGAUGACUCUGGGGUUGUGGCGCUCAUCUCGCUCUAUAGGCUGAGGGAGCCGGCGUUUGUCCGCAUACAUCUUCUGUGUCAUGUGGCCAGCAUGACUAUGUCCUUCUGGCAAAACCAGAGCAGCCCACAGAAACACCAUUUACCUUCCUGCUGGAGCUGGGACCAGACAUUAGGAGCUCACCCCAUCAGGGGAUUCGAACUGCCAACCUUGUGAUCGGCAAGCCCUAGACCAGGCAUCCCCAAACUUGGCCCUCCAGACUAAAAUUCCCAUCAUCCCUGACCACUGGUCCUGUUGGCUAGGGAUGAUGGGAGUUGUAGUCCCCAAACAUCUGGAGGGCUGAGUUUGGGAUGCCUGCCCUAGACUCUCUGGUUUAGACCACAGCACCACCCGCGACCCUAAAAAGGUUAUGCAUCUAUUUGUGGGGUAUGUCAUAGAAUCAAAGAAUUGUGAAGCUGGAAGGGUUAUUUAGCUCAACUUCCAUUAAUCGUAAAGG